AUGCUCGCCAAUCGUGACCAUCUCGUGGAAGACGUGCAAAACGCGUCUCGAAGACAUGAAGCUCGGCACUCGGGGCCGUCGUGCAUCGGAGUUGUGGCCGCGAUACGACCAGCCUUGUUUGUGCACCGCACGGUCGGGUCAAUUCAGAUUGGACAAAUGUGGGGUGAGCCUCGGUGA
Messenger RNA from Plenodomus lingam JN3, 177 nucleotides. NCBI's taxonomy places the organism in Eukaryota, Fungi, Ascomycota, Dothideomycetes, Pleosporales, Leptosphaeriaceae. The record is from RefSeq and is a predicted model, not a curated record.